GUACGUGUGUAUGUGUGUGUUGAAGGCGCCACGUCGGCAGAACCAGCAGGCUGAAAAAGAGACCUGCGUAGCUCUGCCUGUAGCUGUGAGUGAGGAGAAGUUAGAAAAGCUGCAGGUUGAUGCGAUAAAAAGACGAGAAAACAGAAGGAGAAGAAGAAGAAGAGAGGCCGAGCUGCAGCUUUUUCACCGAGAAAGAAAAUUCAGUAAAAUUAAAGCAGAGUUUGGCUCGGAGGCUGAAACAGAAGCUGCUCCAGGCUCAAGUUUCUCUGCCAGGUGUGUUUGUGGGAGAAACACGGGGAACAAUGGUGAAGAAUGUGAACAGUGUUAACAUGGAGCCUCAGCCUGGGACCAGCGUGGCCUUGGACGAAGCUGAACCCACCCUAAGCCAGUCUACGGAGGAUUCUGGUAAGGACCAUGUGGCGGCUCCCCCCGGCAUGAUGUGGCGGGUGACUGGCGGCCUCUUCAACGUCACCAAGGGCGUUGUUGGUGCCGCGGUGGGCGGGGUGGCCUGGGUGGGUGGCAAGAGCCUGGAGAUCACCAAGUCAGCCGUGACCACGGUGCCUUCGAUGGGUGUGGGGCUGGUGAAGGGUGGGGUGUCUGCCGUGGCCGGUGGCGUCUCCACAGUGGGUUCAACGGUAGCCAAUAAAGUCCCGUUCACAUCUAAGAGGAAAGACAAGGCUGAGUGAAGAGGAGGAGGAAGAAGAGGAGGAGGAGGAUGGUGAAGAAGAUGAUGAUGAUGAUAAUAACGAUGAUGAUUGAUGAUGGACUUGUCCCGCCCUGAGCCAACAGAGGGAGGCUGCCAGCUGAUCCCUGUCUGCCAAUCAGACUCCACAGUGCCUUUCUGAUGCCUUUCUCGGUCUUGAACGUAACACCAUACCGAGCUCUAGACUUUUGUUGCAAAUACUACAUCCAGUACCUAAAAGUUCAGUAGUACGACGAUACCAUGGCAACCCAGAAUCACCAGCAAGAAACGCUGAGUUACCGAAAUGCUCCAUACAAUCCUUGCCCUGACCUGGAGUGGGGUUUGUUAUGUCUGGAACUGAAGAUCUGGCUCCAGGCAGAUCACAUGGACUGGGAUCCACUUCAGCAAGUGGUGAACUUCUUGAUGCUGUUGAAUAUUUUUUUUAUCUGUUUACAAACCAGACUGAGUCUCUAUCUUUUCUUCAAUCUCUCCAGUCUACACACAUUUGAUGACCUGUUUUCUGAAUUAAGAUGCUGAGUUUUAGUCUCUUUUUUUGCAAUGGUAUUGAAGUAAUAUUGAAAUCUGUGUGACAAGAAUAGUGUGUGUGGUGAAAAAUAAAAUAUUUCAAUGUCGGAAAUAAGAGAUCAGCAGCAUUGCUCAGUCUACAUCCUCCACUGUGCCUGACCUUUAUCGUUCUGGAAGAGCCCUGGGGGUGGUGUUUUUACCCAGCAGCCUCAGAUCUGCAUGUGGGAACACUCCUCUGAAAUGCACAUCUGAAGACUGAAAACACAAUCAACACUGGGCUCAGGUCUUUUCCACAGCUAUAUUAUUGUUCUGUUUCCCAUGUGUCUGAAAUGUUAAAAUGCUGCAUUGAACUUUGGUGAGUUGACCUUUUUUAAAGAUGUAAUAAGAAAACAAUCAGCAGCGUUUGAAUCAUUGAUGGUUGUGUGAGAGAAAGUGCCCAAUGUUGUCUGAAGUACGUGAACACUGAACUGUCACACAGGCAACAUUCGUGAACGUUUAUAUGCAAUAUCAGCAUGUCAAUGCAACAUUUGGAGAGUGGGAGCAGUUGCUGAUGGGACUUAACUAUGUGAAUGUUUUGUAUGUGUUUUUUUUUUUCAAUAUAUCAAUAAAGUAGUUUGGAAGGUUAAAUAUA
This is a messenger RNA of Lates calcarifer (barramundi perch), 1838 nucleotides long. RefSeq lists its product as uncharacterized. Bases 303 to 686 code for a protein of 127 amino acids. The transcript is spliced from 3 exons. Lineage: Eukaryota; Metazoa; Chordata; Actinopteri; Centropomidae. The record is from RefSeq and is a predicted model, not a curated record.